Messenger RNA from Coffea arabica (coffee), 1475 nucleotides. Its product is annotated as WAT1-related protein At5g40240-like. Lineage: Eukaryota; Viridiplantae; Streptophyta; Magnoliopsida; Gentianales; Rubiaceae. The record is from RefSeq and is a predicted model, not a curated record. Gene Ontology annotation, cellular component: membrane. Gene Ontology annotation, molecular function: transmembrane transporter activity.
CUGAGCUGUACCACAAAAUACAUGAAGAAGUAGUAUUUUCAUGUUUCAGAGAAGGAAAGAAAACAAGAUGGCGAACUGGAAAGAAAGAUGCUGCUAUGGAGAGGUGUUUCCUUUCACGGCAAUGGUUACGGUCGAGUGUGUCAGUGUUGGCUUGAGCACCAUCUUCAAAGCAGCCACCUUGAAGGGUUUGAAUUAUCGUGUCUUCAUGUUAUAUUCCAAUGGGCUUUCAGCUCUUAUCCUCCUCCCCCUUUGCUUCUUCUUCCACAGGAAAUCUCGGCUUCCUCCGUUGUCUUUUGGUCUCCUUGCUAGAUUUUUCUUCCUCGGGAUUCUCGGCUUUCUAGGUCAAUUUCUUGGAAGCAAAGGAAUCGAGUACAGUACUCCAACACUGGCUUCUGCCAUGUCCAACCUUACCCCAGCUUGCACUUUUAUCCUGGCAGUGCUCCUAAGGAUGGAAAAGCUAAAAGUCAAAAGCUUGAGCAGCCAAGUUAAGGUAAUGGGGAGUGUAAUAACGAUUGCAGGAGCCCUAGUGGUGGUUCUGUACAAAGGCCCUGUUCAGAUGAGGAGCCCUACAUCUUCAGCUUCUGUUUUUGCACAACAGCCAGCACUGGUCAAUGUCACCACUGGGGCUGAGCAAUCGGAUUGGAUCAAAGGUGGUGCGCUUCUCGCUGCCGACUAUAUGAUAGCCUCCGUUUGGUAUAUCUAUCAGACCAACGCUAUCGUGGAUUACCCGGCAGAACUAGUUGUGGUUUUCUUCUACAACCUAUCAUGCGCGAUCCUGGCAAUACCGGUUUGUUUAAUCGGGGUACCAAAUUCAAGUGCAUGGAAUAUACUGAAACCUGACGUGCGGUUGUACUCAGUGGUGUAUGCAGGUGUAAUGGGAUCAGGCUUCGGAAUUCUUGUUCAGACCCGGUGCUUACAUGUAAAGGGACCUGUAUAUGUAGCUUUAUUUAGGCCGUUAUCGAUAGCCAUUGCUGCAGUGAUGGGAUUCAUUUUUCUUGGCGAUAACUUCUACAUUGGAAGCUUGAUCGGAUCCUUGAUCAUAUCUUUUGGGUUUUACAUGUUGAUAUGGGCAAAAGCUCAAGAAGUUAAUGGAGAGAGAUCACCUGAAGGGAAGUUUGUGGCAUCCUCAAGCGCAAAUGCUCCAUUAUUAGAGCAGUACGAUGAUUCAAGAAAUGAAGGACGUGAGCCCUUAACUACUUGAAUAAUCAAAUGCAUUUACUUUGCGAACUGGUUGUCUACUCCUACUUUUUGACUUGUUUAGAGAUUUUUUGAGAUUCCUAAUGGGAUUUAAAAAAAGGUGAUUUCUUGGGGUCAAAAAAAGGAGAUUUCUUGAGAUCUUGGGCAACCAUGUUGAUAGCUUUUGUGUAUUUUCACGACAGCUGUGCGUGUAAAAUUAAUAUUGUAUGUGCUCCAUUCCAUGGAAUUAAUUCUUUUCACAUUUUAAGCCUAAUGCAAUAUAUUUUAUAAUUUGCUGA